This is a messenger RNA of Symbiodinium sp. CCMP2456, 2058 nucleotides long. Lineage: Eukaryota; Dinophyceae; Suessiales; Symbiodiniaceae. The record is from the annotation of a GenBank genome assembly.
AUGCUUCUGGGCAACGUGGUCCAGGAACGCCUGGCCGCCCGUCUGCCGCCGUCUCGUGCAGAACGGGCUUUGGAGGAGAUCGCCCACGGCCAAGCCCUGUGGAAGAAGUUCAAGGAGCAAGCAGAGGCAGACGAGAAGAGCAAGGAGCUUCGGGGCCCGAAUGGCGUGGCGCAGCGAAAGGAUGGGCUGGAUAUGUCCUUCCAUCAGCUUUUGGGCGAUGCUUCUCGCAUGCGCUCCCAGCUGAAUGAGAUCGGUCUUCAGCUCGGCCAGGAUGGGCGCGGUCGCGCCCUCGACCAUCUUCGAGACAGCCGGGCCGUCCCUCGCGAGCUGCAGGAGCAGUACGGAGAGCAGCAGAAGGUGCUGGUGGAGCAAAAGCGGCUUCUGGAACAACUUAGGCACGAACGCGAGAUUGCUGCUGGCGACCAGUACUGGCUCCAUCGAAAGAACCGUCUUGAUCACCACGACAACAUCGUUGGAAAGCCAGGAGUCGAUCCAGCGGUGCCACCGGAUGAGCUAUUUGAGGCCCAUCAGAAGAUACGAAGCGAUCCGGAAGCUGAGCGGAUCUAUCCCUGGAGUGACCCUCAGCCGGCGGCUGCCCCACAGGAUGCCCAUGUCUAUGCAGAGAUUCUCCGCGUGUCUCGCAGACAGCAGCCGGGAACUGUGGCCGAGCUCUGCAUCAUUGACAGGGCCGGUGUGACGCUGGCGCGAUGCACGGCCGAUUUCCCGGACCAAGUCGGAGAGCGCUGCUUCAUGGAGGUGUCAAUUCCUGCCAUCUCUGCUGGCAGUGCUGCGGCAUCAGUCUCAUUGCUGGGUGCAAGUUUGCAAAACAGCAUCGAGGUGCCACUCGCAAAGUUAAAGGAGUCUCGGGGGCAACCGCAGGAUUACACCAUGGAAGGUGAGAAGCCACUGAUCGUCAACAUGGAUCUGAGCUGCGUGAAGCCACAGGAUUUGCGUGGAAACAGACUGCAAUCUGCACGAGUGGUGGAAAAUGCUGCCGGCAUCUGCCCGGUUUCAGAUCUGCCCGGUGCAUAUCCCGAGCUUGCACCGUCAGAUGCGCACCGACGUGCGCAGAAGGCUGCGUGGGAGCAGCAAGGAUGCCCAGAUUACAUCCACGACGUGGACCUGUCCUACAACUUGGCGCAUGAAAUCGAGCGGCGAGCCAAUGCGGUGGCCAUGCGCAAGAAGGCACCUGUGCCAGCCAUCGCCGCGGCGGGAAGGGACAACGUCGCCGCGGCUUCGCCGACUUCCGGCCCUCGGCAGCCGCCCACGCCGAGGCAGGAGAGGCCGCAAGGUGGCUUCUUCUCGGGCUGGGAGGAGCCGAACCCUGAAGACCAUGCUAGCGAGCGCUCUCGGGCGAGCUCCGCCAGAUACUCGGCUUCCCGGGGUUUCGAUGAGAGGGGCCCAGGCCCAGCCCCACGCGCGGCAGAGCCUGCAGAGGAGAGGGAGGCGAGCCUGACACCUCGUGGUCACCGUGGAGCCACAGCUUCUUCUGGUCACCGCUGGACCUCGGACGAUGCAUCCGCCUACGCACAUCGGCCACAAACGAAAGCAGCUCGAAGCCAGUCGCAGCCGGCCACAAAGCAGAAGAAAAAGACUCAGAUGCCAAGGCCUUACUUCGAGGCGGAGGAAGUUGGCUUCGCACGCCAAGAGCCUCAACAGUCUGACUGGCUUCCAUACUAUGAGGCAGAGGAGAUUGGCCACUCCCCACGUGCCCGGCGCGAGCAAGCCAGCGAAGAGUCCUGGCAGUCGGGCUGGGUGCCAUACUCUGAGGCAGCGGAGGUUGGCAACACGCCACGUGAUCGUCGAGAGAAAGCCAACGAAGAGUCCCAAGAGUCUGGUUGGGUCCUGCCCAGCCUUCCUUUUGCAGCUUUUGCUGGAUUUGCAUCUGCAGCUGCCUGGUCGUCGUCAUCCCCUGGUGAUGCGACGACUGAAGAAGACCUACCUUCCAGCGAGGCAGCAGUUGCGGCUGAUGCGCCACAGGAAGGCCUGAGCCUCAGCUUCGCCAGCUUCACCCUGCCCUUCGCCGCCUUCGCCGGUUAUGGCCCUGUUGAGCUGUGA